Monoraphidium neglectum is the source of this 584-nucleotide messenger RNA. RefSeq lists its product as hypothetical. The annotation marks the transcript as partial. The transcript has a single exon. The record is from RefSeq and is a predicted model, not a curated record. Lineage: Eukaryota; Viridiplantae; Chlorophyta; Chlorophyceae; Sphaeropleales; Selenastraceae.
AUGCCCGCCGCGACGCGCUCCGCCCCGACCAGCCCCGAGCGGCCACCGCUGGCGGGCGCCGGAGCGCAGGCGCGGCCCGGCGCCGCUGUGGCCGACGGCACGCACACGGGCGCGCGAGGCGACGGCGCGGCUGCGGCGGCGCUCGGCGAGCGCGCCGAGAGCGACCCAGGGCGGCCGAGUGCGGGGGAGCAGGCGCCGGCGCGGGCGGCGAGCCGGCUGUCGGCUGUGGGAUGGCCCGCCGGCGGCAGUGCCAGCGAGGGCGGCGCGGCGGGCGCGGGCGCGGCCCCCGAGGACGAGGAGCGGCACGGCGCGGCGCAGGGGCUUGCUGUUAAUCGCAGCUCGCCAACCCCUGCUGACGCCCCGGCCACAAGUAACAGCGAAGUCGCCGGCGCCGCCCCUGCCGGCGCGGCCGCGGCCGCGCCCGUGCGGCGCGCGGCGAGCGCGGACAGCGGCGCGGCGGGGGCAGCUGGGGCAUGGCAUCAGAAGCGGGAGGUGCUGGCGCGCAUAGAGACAGAGCUACAGGAGGUGCUCACGGCCAGCGGGCGGCGCGCGGCGCCCUACGUGCCAGUCCGAGGGAGCGCCAG